Molecule: messenger RNA, 798 nt
Organism: Zeugodacus cucurbitae (melon fly)
Lineage: Eukaryota; Metazoa; Arthropoda; Insecta; Diptera; Tephritidae
Exons: 1
Coding region: 168-461 (97 amino acids)
Source: RefSeq, a predicted model, not a curated record
AACUCUAAUGAGUACCAGCCAGCUAGUUCAUUUAUCAUUGCGCUGACACACACAGUAAGUCAUUGGACAGCAGCAAAUUAAGACGUAGCAUUAGAGACCUGCACGAGCAGCAAUUCAAUUAAGCCGAAGCAGCACUUCAACGCUUAUAAAAGAGAUUGAUUAGUGUAAUGGCACCGCCACCACCACCACAACCGCACUGCGGUGGACCGCCGCCAACGGGUCCGCCACGACGACCAUUAGUUAAAGUGGAAAUUAUACCGCCUUGGCGCCGACGCCAUCAUCACCAUCAUCAUCACCACCACCAUUCACCGCCGCCGCCGCCACCACCCAGUCAGCCAGUUGUUGUGGUUGUGCCUGGGCAACAACAACCGCCGCCACCACCACCAUACGGCAGUGGCUACUAUCCACCGCCACCACCACCGGGACCUGGUUCACACUACCACAAUCCGCCGCAUUAUUGAGCACAUCAAUUGGAUGAAAUUAAAGGGAUUUACUUAGUGUUUAAGUUCACUUUCGAAGGGAAUAGUUAGUAGAAGAACCUGAUGUGGUGAAAUAUGUAAUUAUAUACAUCAUUCUUUAUUGAUUUGUAACAAAUAUGUUGGCUUCAAUAUUUUAAUUAAAUAUAUUCUUUACUAUUUAGUGAAAGAAAUGUUUGUUUGUACUAUGAUAUAAAACGGUUUAUUUGUGGCCCCGGUGUUAUCAGCCUGUGGUUAUCAAGUGCCAUAAAAAAUUUAUCAGCGAAUUCCCUGUUUUCGUACGCGCUUAAGCUCAAGGGUUUAAUAAAAAGCUCCAAAACAA